Messenger RNA from Drosophila virilis, 1436 nucleotides. RefSeq names its product ankyrin repeat and SAM domain-containing protein flippy (gene flip). Gene Ontology annotation, biological process: regulation of apoptotic process. Gene Ontology annotation, cellular component: nucleus. The record is from RefSeq and is a predicted model, not a curated record. Gene Ontology annotation, molecular function: protein binding. Lineage: Eukaryota; Metazoa; Arthropoda; Insecta; Diptera; Drosophilidae.
UAUUAAGUGCAAAAAUUGAGAAUGCCCUUUGCAAGUGUACAAAACGAGGGCAAAAAGCUGAGCGGGAGCGGGAAAAGUGAAAUUGACAAAGCCAAUGCCGAGGUUGUUGUCGUUGCCUGGGAAAUGGGAAAUGGUAUUGGGAAUAGGAAUCAGAGCUCAGAGCUCAGCCCGGCUCAGUCGGUGUGUGGCCGAAACCAAUAAGACUGGCAAAUUGGCCAAAUGUGUAUAUACGGCUUGCAGCAUGUCCGAAAAUAUAAACAACAAUCAGAACAAUGAAAUUGCAAGCCAAUCGAUGUCAUCGAAUCCGCCGCCCGCCGCCGCCUGGCCAAACUUUGAGGCGCGCCUUCUGAAGCAGACGGUGCACAGCGUCUGCCUCGACUGGACGCCCAGCCCUAAUCCCGCCUCAGUCUACUCUGUGGAGAAGUACCACAGGCGACACGGCUGGCAGCAGGUGCUCUGGACGAGCUCCAGUCCGCAAACUAUCCACCAGCUGGAGGAGAACUUUGGCCAUCGACUGCGCAUCCGAGCGCUGCGGCCCGCACCGGAUGGCAGCCACUACGAGACGUUGGCCAUCUCGCCGGAUAUUAUUGCAACCACAGAGGCUGCGCUGCCGUCGACAAAUUGUUUGCAUCGCGCCAUUCGCAAAUCGCAGCAGUUUCUAGUGAAGCGCAUGCUGCGCCGUCGACCCAGUCUGGUUGACUAUCCGGCCCCAAAUGGAUAUCUGCCCCUAGCCAAUGCCAUAAUGCAGGGCGAGAUGUGCAUCAUCGAUGUCCUGCUCUCGGCGGGCUGCAGUGUCCAGCUGGGCAAUCCGCACAACGGACGCAGCCCGCUGCACCUGGCCUUCUAUCAUGGUCAUCUGCCCGCAGCGCGCAUUCUACUGAACAAAAGGGCCCAGCUGGAGGCGACCGACUGCAACGGGAUGACGCCCGCCCACUGUGCCGUGGAUGCCAAUCGGCUGGACAUGGUCAGGUUCGCACUGGAAGCGGGCGCCAAUCCGGAGGCGAGAGACGCCUGCCAGUGGACGCUGCUGAUGCGCGCAGUCGUCAUGGAUGCCAGCCUGGAGCUUAUCAAGCUGCUGGUUACCCACGGCGCCGACUUAACAGCUCGGGACGCUCUCGGCAAAAGUUGCAGCGAUUUGGCCAAACUUUAUCGCCGGCAACAAGCCGGGGAUUACUUCGACCAGGUGCACAGGUUUCGACGGGAGAAGGCGGCAAUAACUGUGGCCAACACGCAACCGCAAAAGGAUUAAGUGCACGCGGCCGUCUAAUAGGAUAAAGCGUUUCUUUUGGAGGAGACACUAAUGAGCAUAAUCUUAGGGGCUAAGCACUUGCUAUACCCUGCCAAAGUCAGCUUACAAAUGGGUAUACUGAAAAAAGUUGGAACUAGAUUUUAUAAAGUAAAAUCUGCUCAUUAGUUAUUAAAUUGUAUAAAAAAAA